Messenger RNA from Prorocentrum cordatum, 764 nucleotides. The record is from the annotation of a GenBank genome assembly. Lineage: Eukaryota; Dinophyceae; Prorocentrales; Prorocentraceae.
GACCGCAAAGUUUUUUGGAGCGCUUGGACAUCGCCUUCCGCUUCAACCGCCACAUCAACACUGCGAUGGCGACAUCGUUCUUCCAUAAGCUCCGUGUGCACCUCGGCGCUCACGACGGCGGGGCCGACCGCACGAUGGACAGCACCUGCGACGUGCACCUCAGCACAUCCCAGGCGGACAUCACCUGCCAGACCGAGGCCAGCGCUUUCGACCAGUCGGACACCACCUCCGACAAGGAGUACAGCGCCGACGAGGACAAGGCCGCCACCUGCGGAAUGAACGACUUCAAUGCGAUCGACUCGUUGUCGGAGACGCAGACUAACGUGAGCACCGAGUGCGGCUUCCUGUUGCUCUCUGAGUGCGAGCCCGUGGAGCACGCGACGCUGGCGGCACUCCGCAAGCUUCGCGAUCUGAUCAGCCAUGAUAUCUACCAUAGGUGCCACGAUAUCGGCUACGAGUUCCUGACUCACUCCAAUAAUCAAGCCUGCAUCGACUUUACUGGCGACGACAUCGAUUUCACCGGCCUGAGCGCCAUCGAUCACAUCAGCCACGAGUGCCAGAAUGACUUCGUCAAUCUUCAGAUGGCCAGCUUGAAGUUCGCGGUGGGCGUUGCCCACUUGCUCUCGGAGUUUUGGUUGAGUUUCGUUGCUGCGUGUACCACCGAACUACCGUUCUAUGGUACGGACACCGACGAGUGGCAGUGCUCCCUCAGCAACGCCUUCGGAAGAGCCUGCUGCACUUCGGAGAGUUCGCAUCCAGGCCAG